AUGGCAACUGCUUCAGACCUCAAGGCAGAUCGCAGAGUCGUUAAAUGUCCAGGGUGUAAAACGCCUAGCGAAGAUCACCAUUGGGGUAUUCCCUCAAAGUUUUGCGAGGGGUUCGAGAAAUCCUCGCCUAAAAAGGAAAUGGAAACUUCACCUACGAGCGAAACAGUAUUCUCCGCCUUGGCAGCUGAGUUAGAGUCCUUAGAACUGGAAGAAGAAGAAUUGCGGCGUCAGGAGGAAGAGUCAAAAUUGCGGAAACGGAUAGCGGAUAAGCGAAAGCUCAUCGAGAGGCUCCGAAAAUCUGGCUCCGGAGAUGCUGCUGGUGAGGACAACACCCCCCGCUUGACAAUCAAGGAUCUCCCGAAGGUGGAUUUCAGCGAUGCUGAGGGCAGAACCCCUCUUGACGAAUUUUUGGCUGGUUGGGAAGAUCAGCCCCAAUUCCGACCCACGGACUCGAUUUGGCAGCGUGCUGGAGCGUGUGAAGGCGGCCGCGUGCAGUCAUCUCACCAGCCGUCGAGUACGGAAAUGUUCCUCAAACCCAUGAAGACAGCGAAGGGUGAGAAACCAUUGCUAAUAAUAGACUUUGUAAAUAACAUUGUCCCCCAAGAACAGGAAGAGACCUUGGGCAACCAAGGAAGUGCUAAAAUUGUGGUGACUUAUGGGCCAAAAAAGCCAAAAUUAGAGUCCAUUUCUAUCCCACAGUGGGUGGUUGCGAACACUCGUAUUUUUUAUACCCUACUCUCAGAGGGCAAAUUAUCUACUCAAUCGGCUAUUCAGGAUUAUCUAGCCUACACGGUCAAAAUAAUGGAAUUGAUAGCUAGGUACGAUUGGAAGUCCAUUCUUAUGUACGAUAAUGAGUUUAGGAAAUUGCAGGCUAUCUAUAAGUUUUCAUGGAGUUUUGACUCCACACAUUUGCAUACGGUUUUACUUCAGCCCAUUUAUAAACCUAACCCACCCACUGCCACUACUAAACCAUCUGCUUCUAAUACCAACCAGCGCAACGCCUUUGCCAGCUUUACGCCAGAUGGUAGGGUUAUCUGCCGCAAUUUUAAUGGGCCCAGGGGUUGUACACUCCCAAAUUGUAAUUUUGCCCAUGUCUGUAAUCGUAAGAUUGCAGGGAAGGCUUGUGCCAUGUCUCACCCCGGGUUCUCUCACAAAGUUGCCGACCCUCCAAGCGCGCAAACACCGCAAUGA
This is a messenger RNA of Porites lobata, 1191 nucleotides long. Lineage: Eukaryota; Metazoa; Cnidaria; Anthozoa; Scleractinia; Poritidae. The record is from the annotation of a GenBank genome assembly.